GACCAACGGUUGUUGAGCUUCGGAUUAACGCACAUCGUUGUCUCGGUGCUGCUUUCCCAUAACCAGUGGUGCACGUCCACCCUCUAUCUCUCUCUCUCUCUCUCAGAGUUGAAUGAUUCAUCAAUCAUUCACAAGUUCAUCGAAACCCAAGAGCCCAGCUUGGUUUCCCGAAACACAAUAGUCAAACAAGUUUGGGUUCUCUCGAGUGUCGCAAAUGAUGGACCUGCAAUUGGUGAAAACGGGUUUCGAUUUCGCUUCUAAAAGAAGAAAGAAGUUGGUUCUUCUUCUCUCCGCUUUUGGCUUCACCGGUUACAGCCUCUACACGGUUUAUCAUUUGCCUUCGGUAGCGCAUAAGAGAGAGAGAAUUUCCAAGCUUUUAUCAGCUUUAGUUUCCGUAGCAGAAGCCGCCUCCGCCUCCGCCGAGUCAAUCGGGGUCGUCUCUGAAGAUUUGAAACAGUUUCUGCAAUCCGAUUCGGACCGAGUUCCCAACAGUUUGAAGCAGAUAUCGAAGAUCGCGAGCUCCGAGGAGUUCUCCCAGUCUUUGACAAGGCUCACGCAGGCUUUAACCGUUGGAAUUUUACGGGGUUAUGGAUCUGCCGGUGGCUCUGUCGGUGGUGGUGAUAUUGGUGCCAAUUCUUCUAGUUUCGCCGAUCACGCUAUGGACAAGCUUUUUUCCACUGCUGGGUCUGGUUUUGCUUCCGCUGUUGUGGGAAGCUUCGCUAGGAACUUGGUCAUGGCGUUUUGUUCAAACAAUUCGACGAAUUUUGAGCAUUUUGAUUCGGAGACAAAUCGUAUUCCACAAUGGGUGAACGUGGUCUGUGGGGAUAAAUGCAGGGAGCUAAUUGGUGACUGUAUCCAAUUGUUCGUGAGCACGGCCGUUGCUGUUUAUCUUGACAAGACCAUGAACAUCAACUUCUAUGAUGAUUUGUUAUCUGGGCUGACCAACCCCAAGCAUGAAAUGAAAGCGAGGGACAUGUUGGUGUCGGUUUGUAAUGGUGCAGUUGAAACUCUUGUGAAAACCUGCCAUGAUUCCGGCAUGAUUUCGAGUCCAGGUCCUCCCUCUUCGGCUACCGGAAAAGGCUCAACUCCGGCUAGAAUUGAGGACAUGAUUCUCAAACCAAGUGAGGAGAAAGAUAGAGGGUGGGUUGGUAGAGUGUCAUCCACUUUGGCAGUGCCAAGCAAUCGGAGAUUUGUUCUUGAUGUGACCGGGAGGGUGACUUUUGAGACGGUUAGAUCGUUCUUGGAGCUUCUGUUGGAGAAGCUGUACGAAGGUUUGAAAAGAUGUGUUCAAAUUGUUCAUGAUGCAGUCGUUGACGGGGGUGUUGAAGCUGUGAGAUACGCCACCGCGAAGUCCUCUGUUGUUGCCACCAUAUGUCUCUCUUUGUGCUUGCACAUACUGGAAGGUCCUUGGAUUUUAGUACCAGCUUAAGUUGCUUCAGUAUAUUCUCUUCUUAUUGUGUGAGUUCAUGUGAUUGGUUUCCCAAAUAUUCUUACAUGCAGUUGCUUCUUUAGAGGAUGCAGUUAUGUGUGUGAUUUCUUUGUGUAUCUCAAUUAAACUAUAAAUGUGUAAUUACAGUCUAGAAAAAGCUAGUAUCUAAAUUGAUGUACGGCAGUGGUUUGAAGU
Molecule: messenger RNA, 1624 nt
Organism: Alnus glutinosa
Lineage: Eukaryota; Viridiplantae; Streptophyta; Magnoliopsida; Fagales; Betulaceae
Product: protein PHLOEM PROTEIN 2-LIKE A10-like
Exons: 1
Coding region: 215-1429 (404 amino acids)
Source: RefSeq, a predicted model, not a curated record